AUGCCGCUCAAGCUCGUGCUCGCCGUGGUUGCUCCGGUGGGCUUGACGUGCUGCAUACUGAAACUCGCCGGCGUCCCCUGGCCAAUCAUCAUCCGCAUCGCCGGCGUCCUGCUCGCCUUCCUCUUCAUCGCGGCGUUGUGCCAGCGCGCGCAGGCCCGCGCUAGGUCGCAACGCCAACUCCUGCAAGAUCCAGAGGGGGAUCAGUCGUCCAUGGCCGCGCUUCCGCGCGAACCGGCCGUCGGGCUAGGCCGGGCGGCGCUCGCCGGCCUGCCUGUGUACAAGUACGAGAAACUGAGGUGCAGCGGCGGAGAGGGCCACGAGUGCGCGGUGUGCCUCGCCGAGAUCAAGCCCAAGGAGGUGGUGAAGCAGCUGCCGGCGUGCACGCACCUCUUCCAUGACCGGUGCAUCGACGAGUGGCUCUGGUCUCACAGGACGUGCCCCGUCUGCCGGUCUCCGGUCGAUGGCUCCACCGUGCCGGCCGUGGAAGUUGCCGCCCGUGCUAUGCAAUUUGUUUAG
This is a messenger RNA of Aegilops tauschii subsp. strangulata, 516 nucleotides long. RefSeq names its product RING-H2 finger protein ATL39-like. The record is from RefSeq and is a predicted model, not a curated record. Lineage: Eukaryota; Viridiplantae; Streptophyta; Magnoliopsida; Poales; Poaceae.